GUUGUCUUUCACUUGCACCAAACGGCAAAUUCUCGAAUGUUUCCAGGCUACUGUUUAAGCCUCUUGAGUCACAUAUAUUGACAAUUUACCACUCUCGUUACACUCAACAAUCCCACACGCUCGCUGCGCAACUCACGACUACCCCGCCAUGGACGCCGCUCGUAAAGGCGAAGCUGCGCUCAGCGCCAGCAACUACGACGAAGCUAUUCAGCACUUCACCGACGCUCUCAAGUCGAAUCCAGGCGCCGUGAAGUACUAUAUCAACCGCUGUACAGCUUAUCAGCGCAUUAAGAAGUACACCGAGGCGCUCGCUGACGCCGAAAUCGCCGUCGUCCUCGCCCACAAACGGGCCACCCGAGAGCUCAUCAAAGAUGCCCAAUUUCGCCGCGCACAGCAGCUCUGGUUCCUCGAACGGUAUGCCGACGCUGAGUACGUUCUCAGGAUUGUGAAGAAGCUUGACGAGAAGGAGAAGACACUGCCCAUCUGGGAGUUGAAGGUCGCAAAGAAGCUACAAGACAUGCCAGAGGGUGAUGAGAAGAGGAAGGUUACUGUUAAGGACGUCCCUGAUGUGGAAGUCACUAGUGCGUCACAAGAGACAUCAACGACCAAGAAGACAGAAGCACCCGCGGCAGCGCCCAAGCCAGUCGUGCCUACACCUGCCAACAAGAUUAAGGAUGAUUGGUACCAGAGCACCGAUACAGUCACAGUUAACAUCCUGGCAAAGGGCGCGCCGAAGGACAAAGUCACCGUCGACUUCGACAAGGACUCUUUCUCAGUAUCCUUCCCUGUCGAGGGCUCGGACGCCGAGUACAACUUCAAUAUCGAUCCUCUCUAUGCACCGAUCGACCCCACAGAGUCCAGGUUCCGCGUCACACCGAAUAAAGUCGAGGUUACAUUGAAGAAGGCAUCACCAGGUGCAAAGUGGAAGACACUAGAGGGCGAUCGCCAAGUGGAAGCAGCUGAAGGUUCCACAAGCACUAUCCCUCAGCACAUCCUCAGCGGGAAGCCAGCCCAGGACUCCGCCCCCGCCUACCCCACAUCAUCCAAGUCCGGCGCUAAGAACUGGGACAAACUUGCUGCAGAAGAUCUGGACGACAAAGACGAGAUCGAGGGCGACGAGACUUCGCACUUCUUCAAGAAGCUCUACGGCGGCGCCACACCGGAUCAGCAGCGCGCCAUGAUGAAGUCCUACCAAGAGAGCGGUGGCACAGUGCUCAGCACAGACUGGAGCAACGUAGGGGGUAAGACUGUUGUGCCCGAACCUCCUGAGGGCAUGGAAGCAAAGAAGUACUAGAAGGAAUUCAUGUCUCCUGCUUCGCGAAGCCCGGUGUCGAAAUUCCAGCUUCGAGACGUGUGUUCCAAGCACCAAGUUAU
This is a messenger RNA of Macroventuria anomochaeta, 1374 nucleotides long. RefSeq names its product SGS-domain-containing protein. The coding region runs from base 149 to 1294 and encodes 381 amino acids. The record is from RefSeq and is a predicted model, not a curated record. Lineage: Eukaryota; Fungi; Ascomycota; Dothideomycetes; Pleosporales; Didymellaceae. Gene Ontology annotation, molecular function: protein-folding chaperone binding. Gene Ontology annotation, biological process: protein stabilization. The transcript has a single exon.